AUGGGUCCAACAGAAGGACCAUCAACUUCAUUGGCGACACCGACACCAUCACCUGCACCUGAGGAAUGCCCAUCUAUUGAUUUGAUGGAAGAUUCAGGAGUUGGUCUGUCAAUAUCAUAUGACGAUGAGAUAAUAUCAGCUGACACUUUGAUUGGUCUUCAAAGCUCGGAUGACAAUCGAAAACUAACUGUAACACCGUCAUCGACCAUAACGAUUUCACUUACCCAGGUAUCAAGACUUGUGUCAAUCAAUGUGAAUGGAGACAAUAUUCAGGAGAUUACUUUGACUUAUACAGAUGAAAUCACAAACCAGAUAAAAACGGUAACUGCUGUUGCAAAUCAAGUGACACCAUUAAACUAUGACAUAGCCGGAGAAAUAGAAAUCUCUUUUACUGCAUCGAAUGAGGACAUUGAUGUUUCUGUUGAUAAGAUAGAAUUAAUUGCAUGUGAACAGUCAACCUCAGCAGGUCCAACCACUGUUUCAUCAGCUACAUCGGGACCUCCGAUGACAAGUGGAAUCACAGGUUUACCAAGUAUAACGACAGUGCCACUAGUAGGUCAAACAGGAGGACCACCAUCUACUACAGCAGUUCCAUCGACGACAGGUGCAACAGAAGGAACAACAUCUUCAACGGUAGCAGAACCAUCAGGUUCAACUUCAGGUGCACCGAGUACAACGACAGCACCAUCGACAGGUCCAACAGAAGGACCAUCAACUUCAAUGGCGACACCGACACCAUCACCUGCACCCGAGGAAUGCCCAUCUAUUGAUUUGAUGGAAGAGUCAGGAGUUGGUCUGUCAAUAACAUAUGACGAUGAGAUAUUAUCAGCUGACACUUUGAUUGGUCUUCAAAGCUCGGAUGAUAAUCGAAAACUAACUGUAACACCGUCAUCGACCGUAACGAUUUCACUUACCAAGGUAUCAAGACUUGUGUCAAUCAAUGUGAAUGGAGACAAUAUUCAGGAGAUUACUUUGACUUAUACAGAUGAAAUCACAAACCAGAUAAAAACGGUAACUGCUGUUGCAAAUCAAGUGACACCAUUAAACUAUGACAUAGCCGGAGAAAUAGAAAUCUCUUUUACUGCAUCGAAUGAGGACAUUGAUGUUUCUGUUGAUAAGAUAGAAUUAAUUGCAUGUGAACAGUCAACCUCAGCAGGUCCAACCACUGUUUCAUCAGCUACAUCGGGACCUCCGAUGACAAGUGGAAUCACAGGUUUACCAAGUAUAACGACAGUGCCACUAGUAGGUCAAACAGGAGGACCACCAUCUACUACAGCAGUUCCAUCGACGACAGGUGCAACAGAAGGAACAACAUCUUCAACGGUAGCAGAACCAUCAGGUUCAACUUCAGGUGCACCGAGUACAACGACAGCACCAUCGACAGGUCCAACAGAAGGACCAUCAACUUCAAUGGCGACACCGACACCAUCACCUGCACCCGAGGAAUGCCCAUCUAUUGAUUUGAUGGAAGACUCAGGAGUUGGUCUGUCAAUAACAUAUGACGAUGAGAUAAUAUCAGCUGACACUUUGAUUGGUCUUCAAAGCUCGGAUGAUAAUCGAAAACUAACUGUAACACCGUCAUCGACCGUAACUGCUGUUGCAAAUCAAGUGACACCAUUAAACUAUGACAUAGCCGGAGAAAUAGAAAUCUCUUUUACUGCAUCGAAUGAGGACAUUGAUGUUUCUGUUGAUAAGAUAGAAUUAAUUGCAUGUGAACAGUCAACCUCAGCAGGUCCAACCACUGUUUCAUCAGCUACAUCGGGACCUCCGAUGACAAGUGGAAUCACAGGUUUACCAAGUAUAACGACAGUGCCACUAGUAGGUCAAACAGGAGGACCACCAUCUACUACAGCAGUUCCAUCGACGACAGGUGCAACAGAAGGAACAACAUCUUCAACGGUAGCAGAACCAUCAGGUUCAACUUCAGGUGCACCGAGUACAACGACAGCACCAUCGACAGGUUCAACAGAAGGACUAUCAACUUCAAUGGCGACACCGACACCAUCACCUGCACCCGAGGAAUGCCCAUCUAUUGAUUUGAUGGAAGACUCAGGAGUUGGUCUGUCAAUAACAUAUGACGAUGAGAUAAUAUCAGCUGACACUUUGAUUGGUCUUCAAAGCUCGGAUGAUAAUCGAAAACUAACUGUAACACCGUCAUCGACCGUAACUGCUGUUGCAAAUCAAGUGACACCAUUAAACUAUGACAUAGCCGGAGAAAUAGAAAUCUCUUUUACUGCAUCGAAUGAGGACAUUGAUGUUUCUGUUGAUAAGAUAGAAUUAAUUGCAUGUGAACAGUCAACCUCAGCAGGUCCAACCACUGUUUCAUCAGCUACAUCGGGACCUCCGAUGACAAGUGGAAUCACAGGUUUACCAAGUAUAACGACAGUGCCACUAGUAGGUCAAACAGGAGGACCACCAUCUACUACAGCAGUUCCAUCAACGACAGGUGCAACAGAAGGAACAACAUCUUCAACGGUAGCAGAACCAUCAGGUUCAACUUCAGGUGCACCGAGUACAACGACAGCACCAUCGACAGGUCCAACAGAAGGACCAUCAACUUCAAUGGCGACACCGACACCAUCACCUGCACCCGAGGAAUGCCCAUCUAUUGAUUUGAUGGAAGACUCAGGAGUUGGUCUGUCAAUAACAUAUGACGAUGAGAUAAUAUCAGCUGACACUUUGAUUGGUCUUCAAAGCUCGGAUGAUAAUCGAAAACUAACUGUAACACCGUCAUCGACCGUAACGAUUUCACUUACCAAGGUAUCAAGACUUGUGUCAAUCAAUGUGAAUGGAGACAAUAUUCAGGAGAUUACUUUGACUUAUACAGAUGAAAUCACAAACCAGAUAAAAACGGUAACUGCUGUUGCAAAUCAAGUGACACCAUUAAACUAUGACAUAGCCGGAGAAAUAGAAAUCUCUUUUACUGCAUCGAAUGAGGACAUUGAUGUUUCUGUUGAUAAGAUAGAAUUAAUUGCAUGUGAACAGUCAACCUCAGCAGGUCCAACCACUGUUUCAUCAGCUACAUCGGGACCUCCGAUGACAAGUGGAAUCACAGGUUUACCAAGUAUAACGACAGUGCCACUAGUAGGUCAAACAGGAGGACCACCAUCUACUACAGCAGUUCCAUCGACGACAGGUGCAACAGAAGGAACAACAUCUUCAACGGUAGCAGAACCAUCAGGUUCAACUUCAGGUGCACCGAGUACAACGACAGCACCAUCGACAGGUUCAACAGAAGGACUAUCAACUUCAAUGGCGACACCGACACCAUCACCUGCACCCGAGGAAUGCCCAUCUAUUGAUUUGAUGGAAGACUCAGGAGUUGGUCUGUCAAUAACAUAUGACGAUGAGAUAAUAUCAGCUGACACUUUGAUUGGUCUUCAAAGCUCGGAUGAUAAUCGAAAACUAACUGUAACACCGUCAUCGACCGUAACUGCUGUUGCAAAUCAAGUGACACCAUUAAACUAUGACAUAGCCGGAGAAAUAGAAAUCUCUUUUACUGCAUCGAAUGAGGACAUUGAUGUUUCUGUUGAUAAGAUAGAAUUAAUUGCAUGUGAACAGUCAACCUCAGCAGGUCCAACCACUGUUUCAUCAGCUACAUCGGGACCUCCGAUGACAAGUGGAAUCACAGGUUUACCAAGUAUAACGACAGUGCCACUAGUAGGUCAAACAGGAGGACCACCAUCUACUACAGCAGUUCCAUCGACGACAGGUGCAACAGAAGGAACAACAUCUUCAACGGUAGCAGAACCAUCAGGUUCAACUUCAGGUGCACCGAGUACAACGACAGCACCAUCGACAGGUCCAACAGAAGGACCAUCAACUUCAAUGGCGACACCGACACCAUCACCUGCACCCGAGGAAUGCCCAUCUAUUGAUUUGAUGGAAGACUCAGGAGUUGGUCUGUCAAUAACAUAUGACGAUGAGAUAAUAUCAGCUGACACUUUGAUUGGUCUUCAAAGCUCGGAUGAUAAUCGAAAACUAACUGUAACACCGUCAUCGACCGUAACGAUUUCACCUACCCAGGUAUCAAGACUUGUGUCAAUCAAUGUGAAUGGAGACAAUAUUCAGGAGAUUACUUUGACUUAUACAGAUGAAAUCACAAACCAGAUAAAAACGGUAACUGCUGUUGCAAAUCAAGUGACACCAUUAAACUAUGACAUAGCCGGAGAAAUAGAAAUCUCUUUUACUGCAUCGAAUGAGGACAUUGAUGUUUCUGUUGAUAAGAUAGAAUUAAUUGCAUGUGAACAGUCAACCUCAGCAGGUCCAACCACUGUUUCAUCAGCUACAUCGGGACCUCCGAUGACAAGUGGAAUCACAGGUUUACCAAGUAUAACGACAGUGCCACUAGUAGGUCAAACAGGAGGACCACCAUCUACUACAGCAGUUCCAUCGACGACAGGUGCAACAGAAGGAACAACAUCUUCAACGGUAGCAGAACCAUCAGGUUCAACUUCAGGUGCACCGAGUACAACGACAGCACCAUCGACAGGUCCAACAGAAGGACCAUCAACUUCAAUGGCGACACCGACACCAUCACCUGCACCCGAGGAAUGCCCAUCUAUUGAUUUGAUGGAAGACUCAGGAGUUGGUCUGUCAAUAACAUAUGACGAUGAGAUAAUAUCAGCUGACACUUUGAUUGGUCUUCAAAGCUCGGAUGAUAAUCGAAAACUAACUGUAACACCGUCAUCGACCGUAACUGCUGUUGCAAAUCAAGUGACACCAUUAAACUAUGACAUAGCCGGAGAAAUAGAAAUCUCUUUUACUGCAUCGAAUGAGGACAUUGAUGUUUCUGUUGAUAAGAUAGAAUUAAUUGCAUGUGAACAGUCAACCUCAGCAGGUCCAACCACUGUUUCAUCAGCUACAUCGGGACCUCCGAUGACAAGUGGAAUCACAGGUUUACCAAGUAUAACGACAGUGCCACUAGUAGGUCAAACAGGAGGACCACCAUCUACUACAGCAGUUCCAUCGACGACAGGUGCAACAGAAGGAACAACAUCUUCAACGGUAGCAGAACCAUCAGGUUCAACUUCAGGUGCACCGAGUACAACGACAGCACCAUCGACAGGUCCAACAGAAGGACCAUCAACUUCAAUGGCGACACCGACACCAUCACCUGCACCCGAGGAAUGCCCAUCUAUUGAUUUGAUGGAAGACUCAGGAGUUGGUCUGUCAAUAACAUAUGACGAUGAGAUAAUAUCAGCUGACACUUUGAUUGGUCUUCAAAGCUCGGAUGAUAAUCGAAAACUAACUGUAACACCGUCAUCGACCGUAACUGCUGUUGCAAAUCAAGUGACACCAUUAAACUAUGACAUAGCCGGAGAAAUAGAAAUCUCUUUUACUGCAUCGAAUGAGGACAUUGAUGUUUCUGUUGAUAAGAUAGAAUUAAUUGCAUGUGAACAGUCAACCUCAGCAGGUCCAACCACUGUUUCAUCAGCUACAUCGGGACCUCCGAUGACAAGUGGAAUCACAGGUUUACCAAGUAUAACGACAGUGCCACUAGUAGGUCAAACAGGAGGACCACCAUCUACUACAGCAGUUCCAUCGACGACAGGUGCAACAGAAGGAACAACAUCUUCAACGGUAGCAGAACCAUCAGGUUCAACUUCAGGUGCACCGAGUACAACGACAGCACCAUCGACAGGUUCAACAGAAGGACUAUCAACUUCAAUGGCGACACCGACACCAUCACCUGCACCCGAGGAAUGCCCAUCUAUUGAUUUGAUGGAAGACUCAGGAGUUGGUCUGUCAAUAACAUAUGACGAUGAGAUAAUAUCAGCUGACACUUUGAUUGGUCUUCAAAGCUCGGAUGAUAAUCGAAAACUAACUGUAACACCGUCAUCGACCGUAACUGCUGUUGCAAAUCAAGUGACACCAUUAAACUAUGACAUAGCCGGAGAAAUAGAAAUCUCUUUUACUGCAUCGAAUGAGGACAUUGAUGUUUCUGUUGAUAAGAUAGAAUUAAUUGCAUGUGAACAGUCAACCUCAGCAGGUCCAACCACUGUUUCAUCAGCUACAUCGGGACCUCCGAUGACAAGUGGAAUCACAGGUUUACCAAGUAUAACGACAGUGCCACUAGUAGGUCAAACAGGAGGACCACCAUCUACUACAGCAGUUCCAUCGACGACAGGUGCAACAGAAGGAACAACAUCUUCAACGGUAGCAGAACCAUCAGGUUCAACUUCAGGUGCACCGAGUACAACGACAGCACCAUCGACAGGUUCAACAGAAGGACUAUCAACUUCAAUGGCGACACCGACACCAUCACCUGCACCCGAGGAAUGCCCAUCUAUUGAUUUGAUGGAAGACUCAGGAGUUGGUCUGUCAAUAACAUAUGACGAUGAGAUAAUAUCAGCUGACACUUUGAUUGGUCUUCAAAGCUCGGAUGAUAAUCGAAAACUAACUGUAACACCGUCAUCGACCGUAACUGCUGUUGCAAAUCAAGUGACACCAUUAAACUAUGACAUAGCCGGAGAAAUAGAAAUCUCUUUUACUGCAUCGAAUGAGGACAUUGAUGUUUCUGUUGAUAAGAUAGAAUUAAUUGCAUGUGAACAGUCAACCUCAGCAGGUCCAACCACUGUUUCAUCAGCUACAUCGGGACCUCCGAUGACAAGUGGAAUCACAGGUUUACCAAGUAUAACGACAGUGCCACUAGUAGGUCAAACAGGAGGACCACCAUCUACUACAGCAGUUCCAUCGACGACAGGUGCAACAGAAGGAACAACAUCUUCAACGGUAGCAGAACCAUCAGGUUCAACUUCAGGUGCACCGAGUACAACGACAGCACCAUCGACAGGUCCAACAGAAGGACUAUCAACUUCAAUGGCGACACCGACACCAUCACCUGCACCCGAGGAAUGCCCAUCUAUUGAUUUGAUGGAAGACUCAGGAGUUGGUCUGUCAAUAACAUAUGACGAUGAGAUAAUAUCAGCUGACACUUUGAUUGGUCUUCAAAGCUCGGAUGAUAAUCGAAAACUAACUGUAACACCGUCAUCGACCGUAACUGCUGUUGCAAAUCAAGUGACACCAUUAAACUAUGACAUAGCCGGAGAAAUAGAAAUCUCUUUUACUGCAUCGAAUGAGGACAUUGAUGUUUCUGUUGAUAAGAUAGAAUUAAUUGCAUGUGAACAGUCAACCUCAGCAGGUCCAACCACUGUUUCAUCAGCUACAUCGGGACCUCCGAUGACAAGUGGAAUCACAGGUUUACCAAGUAUAACGACAGUGCCACUAGUAGGUCAAACAGGAGGACCACCAUCUACUACAGCAGUUCCAUCGACGACAGGUGCAACAGAAGGAACAACAUCUUCAACGGUAGCAGAACCAUCAGGUUCAACUUCAGGUGCACCGAGUACAACGACAGCACCAUCGACAGGUCCAACAGAAGGACCAUCAACUUCAAUGGCGACACCGACACCAUCACCUGCACCCGAGGAAUGCCCAUCUAUUGAUUUGAUGGAAGACUCAGGAGUUGGUCUGUCAAUAACAUAUGACGAUGAGAUAAUAUCAGCUGACACUUUGAUUGGUCUUCAAAGCUCGGAUGAUAAUCGAAAACUAACUGUAACACCGUCAUCGACCGUAACUGCUGUUGCAAAUCAAGUGACACCAUUAAACUAUGACAUAGCCGGAGAAAUAGAAAUCUCUUUUACUGCAUCGAAUGAGGACAUUGAUGUUUCUGUUGAUAAGAUAGAAUUAAUUGCAUGUGAACAGUCAACCUCAGCAGGUCCAACCACUGUUUCAUCAGCUACAUCGGGACCUCCGAUGACAAGUGGAAUCACAGGUUUACCAAGUAUAACGACAGUGCCACUAGUAGGUCAAACAGGAGGACCACCAUCUACUACAGCAGUUCCAUCGACGACAGGUGCAACAGAAGGAACAACAUCUUCAACGGUAGCAGAACCAUCAGGUUCAACUUCAGGUGCACCGAGUACAACGACAGCACCAUCGACAGGUCCAACAGAAGGACCAUCAACUUCAAUGGCGACACCGACACCAUCACCUGCACCCGAGGAAUGCCCAUCUAUUGAUUUGAUGGAAGACUCAGGAGUUGGUCUGUCAAUAACAUAUGACGAUGAGAUAAUAUCAGCUGACACUUUGAUUGGUCUUCAAAGCUCGGAUGAUAAUCGAAAACUAACUGUAACACCGUCAUCGACCGUAACUGCUGUUGCAAAUCAAGUGACACCAUUAAACUAUGACAUAGCCGGAGAAAUAGAAAUCUCUUUUACUGCAUCGAAUGAGGACAUUGAUGUUUCUGUUGAUAAGAUAGAAUUAAUUGCAUGUGAACAGUCAACCUCAGCAGGUCCAACCACUGUUUCAUCAGCUACAUCGGGACCUCCGAUGACAAGUGGAAUCACAGGUUUACCAAGUAUAACGACAGUGCCACUAGUAGGUCAAACAGGAGGACCACCAUCUACUACAGCAGUUCCAUCGACGACAGGUGCAACAGAAGGAACAACAUCUUCAACGGUAGCAGAACCAUCAGGUUCAACUUCAGGUGCACCGAGUACAACGACAGCACCAUCGACAGGUCCAACAGAAGGACCAUCAACUUCAAUGGCGACACCGACACCAUCACCUGCACCCGAGGAAUGCCCAUCUAUUGAUUUGAUGGAAGACUCAGGAGUUGGUCUGUCAAUAACAUAUGACGAUGAGAUAAUAUCAGCUGACACUUUGAUUGGUCUUCAAAGCUCGGAUGAUAAUCGAAAACUAACUGUAACACCGUCAUCGACCGUAACUGCUGUUGCAAAUCAAGUGACACCAUUAAACUAUGACAUAGCCGGAGAAAUAGAAAUCUCUUUUACUGCAUCGAAUGAGGACAUUGAUGUUUCUGUUGAUAAGAUAGAAUUAAUUGCAUGUGAACAGUCAACCUCAGCAGGUCCAACCACUGUUUCAUCAGCUACAUCGGGACCUCCGAUGACAAGUGGAAUCACAGGUUUACCAAGUAUAACGACAGUGCCACUAGUAGGUCAAACAGGAGGACCACCAUCUACUACAGCAGUUCCAUCGACGACAGGUGCAACAGAAGGAACAACAUCUUCAACGGUAGCAGAACCAUCAGGUUCAACUUCAGGUGCACCGAGUACAACGACAGCACCAUCGACAGGUCCAACAGAAGGACCAUCAACUUCAAUGGCGACACCGACACCAUCACCUGCACCCGAGGAAUGCCCAUCUAUUGAUUUGAUGGAAGACUCAGGAGUUGGUCUGUCAAUAACAUAUGACGAUGAGAUAAUAUCAGCUGACACUUUGAUUGGUCUUCAAAGCUCGGAUGAUAAUCGAAAACUAACUGUAACACCGUCAUCGACCGUAACUGCUGUUGCAAAUCAAGUGACACCAUUAAACUAUGACAUAGCCGGAGAAAUAGAAAUCUCUUUUACUGCAUCGAAUGAGGACAUUGAUGUUUCUGUUGAUAAGAUAGAAUUAAUUGCAUGUGAACAGUCAACCUCAGCAGGUCCAACCACUGUUUCAUCAGCUACAUCGGGACCUCCGAUGACAAGUGGAAUCACAGGUUUACCAAGUAUAACGACAGUGCCACUAGUAGGUCAAACAGGAGGACCACCAUCUACUACAGCAGUUCCAUCGACGACAGGUGCAACAGAAGGAACAACAUCUUCAACGGUAGCAGAACCAUCAGGUUCAACUUCAGGUGCACCGAGUACAACGACAGCACCAUCGACAGGUCCAACAGAAGGACCAUCAACUUCAAUGGCGACACCGACACCAUCACCUGCACCCGAGGAAUGCCCAUCUAUUGAUUUGAUGGAAGACUCAGGAGUUGGUCUGUCAAUAACAUAUGACGAUGAGAUAAUAUCAGCUGACACUUUGAUUGGUCUUCAAAGCUCGGAUGAUAAUCGAAAACUAACUGUAACACCGUCAUCGACCGUAACUGCUGUUGCAAAUCAAGUGACACCAUUAAACUAUGACAUAGCCGGAGAAAUAGAAAUCUCUUUUACUGCAUCGAAUGAGGACAUUGAUGUUUCUGUUGAUAAGAUAGAAUUAAUUGCAUGUGAACAGUCAACCUCAGCAGGUCCAACCACUGUUUCAUCAGCUACAUCGGGACCUCCGAUGACAAGUGGAAUCACAGGUUUACCAAGUAUAACGACAGUGCCACUAGUAGGUCAAACAGGAGGACCACCAUCUACUACAGCAGUUCCAUCGACGACAGGUGCAACAGAAGGAACAACAUCUUCAACGGUAGCAGAACCAUCAGGUUCAACUUCAGGUGCACCGAGUACAACGACAGCACCAUCGACAGGUCCAACAGAAGGACCAUCAACUUCAAUGGCGACACCGACACCAUCACCUGCACCCGAGGAAUGCCCAUCUAUUGAUUUGAUGGAAGACUCAGGAGUUGGUCUGUCAAUAACAUAUGACGAUGAGAUAAUAUCAGCUGACACUUUGAUUGGUCUUCAAAGCUCGGAUGAUAAUCGAAAACUAACUGUAACACCGUCAUCGACCGUAACUGCUGUUGCAAAUCAAGUGACACCAUUAAACUAUGACAUAGCCGGAGAAAUAGAAAUCUCUUUUACUGCAUCGAAUGAGGACAUUGAUGUUUCUGUUGAUAAGAUAGAAUUAAUUGCAUGUGAACAGUCAACCUCAGCAGGUCCAACCACUGUUUCAUCAGCUACAUCGGGACCUCCGAUGACAAGUGGAAUCACAGGUUUACCAAGUAUAACGACAGUGCCACUAGUAGGUCAAACAGGAGGACCACCAUCUACUACAGCAGUUCCAUCGACGACAGGUGUAACAGAAGGAACAACAUCUUCAACGGUAGCAGAACCAUCAGGUUCAACUUCAGGUGCACCGAGUACAACGACAGCACCAUCGACAGGUCCAACAGAAGGACUAUCAACUUCAAUGGCGACACCGACACCAUCACCUGCACCCGAGGAAUGCCCAUCUAUUGAUUUGAUUGAAGACUCAGGAGUUGGUCUGUCAAUAACAUAUGACGAUGAGAUAAUAUCAGCUGACACUUUGAUUGGUCUUCAAAGCUCGGAUGAUAAUCGAAAACUAACUGUAACACCGUCAUCGACCGUAACUGCUGUUGCAAAUCAAGUGACACCAUUAAACUAUGACAUAGCCGGAGAAAUAGAAAUCUCUUUUACUGCAUCGAAUGAGGACAUUGAUGUUUCUGUUGAUAAGAUAGAAUUAAUUGCAUGUGAACAGUCAACCUCAGCAGGUCCAACCACUGUUUCAUCAGCUACAUCGGGACCUCCGAUGACAAGUGGAAUCACAGGUUUACCAAGUAUAACGACAGUGCCACUAGUAGGUCAAACAGGAGGACCACCAUCUACUACAGCAGUUCCAUCGACGACAGGUGCAACAGAAGGAACAACAUCUUCAACGGUAGCAGAACCAUCAGGUUCAACUUCAGGUGCACCGAGUACAACGACAGCACCAUCGACAGGUCCAACAGAAGGACCAUCAACUUCAAUGGCGACACCGACACCAUCACCUGCACCCGAGGAAUGCCCAUCUAUUGAUUUGAUGGAAGACUCAGGAGUUGGUCUGUCAAUAACAUAUGACGAUGAGAUAAUAUCAGCUGACACUUUGAUUGGUCUUCAAAGCUCGGAUGAUAAUCGAAAACUAACUGUAACACCGUCAUCGACCGUAACUGCUGUUGCAAAUCAAGUGACACCAUUAAACUAUGACAUAGCCGGAGAAAUAGAAAUCUCUUUUACUGCAUCGAAUGAGGACAUUGAUGUUUCUGUUGAUAAGAUAGAAUUAAUUGCAUGUGAACAGUCAACCUCAGCAGGUCCAACCACUGUUUCAUCAGCUACAUCGGGACCUCCGAUGACAAGUGGAAUCACAGGUUUACCAAGUAUAACGACAGUGCCACUAGUAGGUCAAACAGGAGGACCACCAUCUACUACAGCAGUUCCAUCGACGACAGGUGCAACAGAAGGAACAACAUCUUCAACGGUAGCAGAACCAUCAGGUUCAACUUCAGGUGCACCGAGUACAACGACAGCACCAUCGACAGGUCCAACAGAAGGACCAUCAACUUCAAUGGCGACACCGACACCAUCACCUGCACCCGAGGAAUGCCCAUCUAUUGAUUUGAUGGAAGACUCAGGAGUUGGUCUGUCAAUAACAUAUGACGAUGAGAUAAUAUCAGCUGACACUUUGAUUGGUCUUCAAAGCUCGGAUGAUAAUCGAAAACUAACUGUAACACCGUCAUCGACCGUAACUGCUGUUGCAAAUCAAGUGACACCAUUAAACUAUGACAUAGCCGGAGAAAUAGAAAUCUCUUUUACUGCAUCGAAUGAGGACAUUGAUGUUUCUGUUGAUAAGAUAGAAUUAAUUGCAUGUGAACAGUCAACCUCAGCAGGUCCAACCACUGUUUCAUCAGCUACAUCGGGACCUCCGAUGACAAGUGGAAUCACAGGUUUACCAAGUAAAACGACAGUGCCACUAGUAGGUCAAACAGGAGGACCACCAUCUACUACAGCAGUUCCAUCGACGACAGGUGCAACAGAAGGAACAACAUCUUCAACGGUAGCAGAACCAUCAGGUUCAACCUCAGGUGCACCGAGUACAACGACAGCACCAUCGACAGGUCCAACAGAAGGACCAUCAACUUCAAUGGCGACACCGACACCAUCACCUGCACCCGAGGAAUGCCCAUCUAUUGAUUUGAUGGAAGACUCAGGAGUUGGUCUGUCAAUAACAUAUGACGAUGAGAUAAUAUCAGCUGACACUUUGAUUGGUCUUCAAAGCUCGGAUGAUAAUCGAAAACUAACUGUAACACCGUCAUCGACCGUAACGAUUUCACUUACCCAGGUAUCAAGACUUGUGUCAAUCAAUGUGAAUGGAGACAAUAUUCAGGAGAUUACUUUGACUUAUACAGAUGAAAUCACAAACCAGAUUAAAACAGUAACUGCUGUUGCAAAUCAAGUGACACCAUUAAACUAUGACAUAGCCGGAGAAAUAGAAAUCUCUUUUACUGCAUCGAAUGAGGACAUUGAUGUUUCUGUUGAUAAGAUAGAAUUAAUUGCAUGUGAACAGUCAACCUCAGCAGGUCCAACCACUGUUUCAUCAGCUACAUCGGGACCUCCGAUGACAAGUGGAAUCACAGGUUUACCAAGUAUAACGACAGUGCCACUAGUAGGUCAAACAGGAGGACCACCAUCUACUACAGCAGUUCCAUCGACGACAGGUGCAACAGAAGGAACAACAUCUUCAACGGUAGCAGAACCAUCAGGUUCAACUUCAGGUGCACCGAGUACAACGACAGCACCAUCGACAGGUCCAACAGAAGGACCAUCAACUUCAAUGGCGACACCGACACCAUCACCUGCACCCGAGGAAUGCCCAUCUAUUGAUUUGAUGGAAGACUCAGGAGUUGGUCUGUCAAUAACAUAUGACGAUGAGAUAAUAUCAGCUGACACUUUGAUUGGUCUUCAAAGCUCGGAUGAUAAUCGAAAACUAACUGUAACACCGUCAUCGACCGUAACGAUUUCACUUACCCAGGUAUCAAGACUUGUGUCAAUCAAUGUGAAUGGAGACAAUAUUCAGGAGAUUACUUUGACUUAUACAGAUGAAAUCACAAACCAGAUAAAAACGGUAACUGCUGUGGCAAAUCAAGUGACACCAUUAAACUAUGACUUAGCCGGAGAAAUAGAAAUCUCUUUUACUGCAUCGAAUGAGGACAUUGAUGUUUCUGUUGAUAAGAUAGAAUUAAUUGCAUGUGAACAGUCAACCUCAGCAGGUCCAACCACUGUUUCAUCAGCUACAUCGGGACCUCCGAUGACAAGUGGAAUCACAGGUUUACCAAGUAUAACGACAGUGCCACUAGUAGGUCAAACAGGAGGACCACCAUCUACUACAGCAGUUCCAUCGACGACAGGUGCAACAGAAGGAACAACAUCUUCAACGGUAGCAGAACCAUCAGGUUCAACUUCAGGUGCACCGAGUACAACGACAGCACCAUCGACAGGUCCAACAGAAGGACCAUCAACUUCAAUGGCGACACCGACACCAUCACCUGCACCCGAGGAAUGCCCAUCUAUUGAUUUGAUGGAAGACUCAGGAGUUGGUCUGUCAAUAACAUAUGACGAUGAGAUAAUAUCAGCUGACACUUUGAUUGGUCUUCAAAGCUCGGAUGAUAAUCGAAAACUAACUGUAACACCGUCAUCGACCGUAACGAUUUCACUUACCCAGGUAUCAAGACUUGUGUCAAUCAAUGUGAAUGGAGACAAUAUUCAGGAGAUUACUUUGACUUAUACAGAUGAAAUCACAAACCAGAUAAAAACGGUAACUGCUGUUGCAAAUCAAGUUACACCAUUAAACUAUGACAUAGCCGGAGAAAUAGAAAUCUCUUUUACUGCAUCGAAUGAGGACAUUGAUGUUUCUGUUGAUAAGAUAGAAUUAGUUGCAUGUGAACAGUCAACCUCAGCAGGUCCAACCACUGUUUUAUCAGCUACAUCGGGACCUCCGAUGACAAGUGGAAUCACAGGUUUACCAAGUAUAACGACAGUGCCACUAGUAGGUCAAACAGGAGGACCACCAUCUACUACAGCAGUUCCAUCGACGACAGGUGCAACAGAAGGAACAACAUCUUCAACGGUAGCAGAACCAUCAGGUUCAACUUCAGGUGCACCGAGUACAACGACAGCACCAUCGACAGGUACAACAGAAGGACCAUCAACUUCAAUGGCGACACCGACACCAUCACCUGCACCUGAGGAAUGCCCAUCUAUUGAUUUGAUGGAAGACUCAGGAGUUGGUCUGUCAAUAACAUAUGACGAUGAGAUAAUAUCAGCUGACACUUUGAUUGGUCUUCAAAGCUCGGAUGAUAAUCGAAAACUAACUGUAACACCGUCAUCGACCGUAACGAUUUCACUUACCCAGGUAUCAAGACUUGUGUCAAUCAAUGUGAAUGGAGACAAUACUCAGGAGAUUACUUUGACUUAUACAGAUGAAAUCACAAACCAGAUAAAAACGGUAACUGCUGUUGCAAAUCAAGUUACACCAUUAAACUAUGACAUAGCCGGAGAAAUAGAAAUCUCUUUUACUGCAUCGAAUGAGGACAUUGAUGUUUCUGUUGAUAAGAUAGAAUUAGUUGCAUGUGAACAGUCAACCUCAGCAGGUCCAACCACUGUUUUAUCAGCUACAUCGGGACCUCCGAUGACAAGUGGAAUCACAGGUUUACCAAGUAUAACGACAGUGCCACUAGUAGGUCAAACAGGAGGACCACCAUCUACUACAGCAGUUCCAUCGACGACAGGUGCAACAGAAGGAACAACAUCUUCAACGGUAGCAGAACCAUCAGGUUCAACUUCAGGUGCACCGAGUACAACGACAGCACCAUCGACAGGUCCAACAGAAGGACCAUCAACUUCAAUGGCGACACCGACACCAUCACCUGCACCCGAGGAAUGCCCAUCUAUUGAUUUGAUGGAAGACUCAGGAGUUGGUCUGUCAAUAACAUAUGACGAUGAGAUAAUAUCAGCUGACACUUUGAUUGGUCUUCAAAGCUCGGAUGAUAAUCGAAAACUAACUGUAACACCGUCAUCGACCGUAACGAUUUCACUUACCCAGGUAUCAAGACUUGUGUCAAUCAAUGUGAAUGGAGACAAUAUUCAGGAGAUUACUUUGACUUAUACAGAUGAAAUCACAAACCAGAUAAAAACGGUAACUGCUGUUGCAAAUCAAGUUACACCAUUAAACUAUGACAUAGCCGGAGAAAUAGAAAUCUCUUUUACUGCAUCGAAUGAGGACAUUGAUGUUUCUGUUGAUAAGAUAGAAUUAGUUGCAUGUGAACAGUCAACCUCAGCAGGUCCAACCACUGUUUUAUCAGCUACAUCGGGACCUCCGAUGACAAGUGGAAUCACAGGUUUACCAAGUAUAACGACAGUGCCACUAGUAGGUCAAACAGGAGGACCACCAUCUACUACAGCAGUUCCAUCGACGACAGGUGCAACAGAAGGAACAACAUCUUCAACGGUAGCAGAACCAUCAGGUUCAACUUCAGGUGCACCGAGUACAACGACAGCACCAUCGACAGGUACAACAGAAGGACCAUCAACUUCAAUGGCGACACCGACACCAUCACCUGCACCUGAGGAAUGCCCAUCUAUUGAUUUGAUGGAAGACUCAGGAGUUGGUCUGUCAAUAACAUAUGACGAUGAGAUAAUAUCAGCUGACACUUUGAUUGGUCUUCAAAGCUCGGAUGAUAAUCGAAAACUAACUGUAACACCGUCAUCGACCGUAACGAUUUCACUUACCCAGGUAUCAAGACUUGUGUCAAUCAAUGUGAAUGGAGACAAUACUCAGGAGAUUACUUUGACUUAUACAGAUGAAAUCACAAACCAGAUAAAAACGGUAACUGCUGUUGCAAAUCAAGUUACACCAUUAAACUAUGACAUAGCCGGAGAAAUAGAAAUCUCUUUUACUGCAUCGAAUGAGGAUAUUGAUGUUUCUGUUGAUAAGAUAGAAUUAAUUGCAUGUGAACAGUCAACCUCAGCUGGUCCAACCACUGUUUCAUCAGCUACAUCGGGACCUCCGAUGACAAGUGGAAUCACAGGUUUACCAAGUAUAACGACAGUGCCACUAGUAGGUCAAACAGGAGGACCACCAUCUACUACAGCAGUUCCAUCGACGACAGGUGCAACAGAAGGAACAACAUCUUCAACGGUAGCAGAACCAUCAGGUUCAACUUCAGGUGCACCGAGUACAACGACAGCACCAUCGACAGGUCCAACAGAAGGACCAUCAACUUCAAUGGCGACACCGACACCAUCACCUGCACCUGAGGAAUGUCCAUCUAUUGAUUUGAUGGAAGACUCAGGAGUUGGUCUGUCAAUAACAUAUGACGAUGAGAUAAUAUCAGCUGACACUUUGAUUGGUCUUCAAAGCUCGGAUGAUAAUCGAAAACUAACUGUAACACCGUCAUCGACCGUAACGAUUUCACUUACCCAGGUAUCAAGACUUGUGUCAAUCAAUGUGAAUGGAGACAAUAUUCAGGAGAUUACUUUGACUUAUACAGAUGAAAUCACAAACCAGAUAAAAACGGUAACUGCUGUUGCAAAUCAUGUGACACCAUUAAACUAUGACAUAGCCGGAGAAAUAGAAAUCUCUUUUACUGCAUCGAAUGAGGACAUUGAUGUUUCUGUUGAUAAGAUAGAAUUAAUUGCAUGUGAACAGUCAACCUCAGCAGGUCCAACCACUGUUUCAUCAGCUACAUCGGGACCUCCGAUGACAAGCGGAAUCUCAGGUUUACCAAGUAUAACGACAGUGCCACUAGUAGGUCAAACAGGAGGACCACCAUCUACUACAGCAGUUCCAUCGACGACAGGUGCAACAGAAGGAACAACAUCUUCAACGGUAGCAGAACCAUCAGGUUCAACUUCAGGUGCACCAAGUACAACGACAGCACCAUCGACAGGUCCAACAGAAGGACCAUCAACUUCAAUGGCGACACCGACACCAUCACCUGCACCUGAGGAAUGUCCAUCUAUUGAUUUGAUGGAAGACGCAGGAGUUGGUCUGUCAAUAACAUAUGACGAUGAGAUAAUAUCAGCUGACAUUUUGAUUGGUCUUCAAAGCUCGGAUGAUAAUCGAAAACUAACUGUAACACCGUCAUCGACCGUAACGAUUUCACUUACCCAGGUAUCAAGACUUGUGUCAAUCAAUGUGAAUGGAGACAAUAUUCAGGAGAUUACUUUGACUUAUACAGAUGAAAUCACAAACCAGAUAAAAACGUGCGAGUCAAAUCAAAAUUGA
Molecule: messenger RNA, 17724 nt
Organism: Mytilus californianus (California mussel)
Lineage: Eukaryota; Metazoa; Mollusca; Bivalvia; Mytilida; Mytilidae
Product: mucin-17-like
Exons: 30
Coding region: 1-17724 (5907 amino acids)
Source: RefSeq, a predicted model, not a curated record